AAAUUUGAGCUUUGCGGUAAUCGAAAAAUGACAUGUAAGUUUAUUUAAUCAGAGCCUCUUUCAGAUUGAAUACGAUAUUGAUUGGAUUAGACAAGUGUUGCAAAUUUCAUACUAAGAAAAAGUGCACAACUUGUCUGAGUAACCGGUGUGAAGUCUAUGACAUACAUAGCUUCAAAGUCAGGGUUAAAACCAAACAUAUAUUGGAGCAGUUGAAUAAAUUUAAAAGACUUGCACGAAUUACAUUAUUUUGAACUAUUGUAAGGCAGAAGGUCAAUAUAACUUGAACAAAUGUUUGCUUUUAUCAAGC
Molecule: messenger RNA, 307 nt
Organism: Paramecium octaurelia
Lineage: Eukaryota; Ciliophora; Oligohymenophorea; Peniculida; Parameciidae
Source: the annotation of a GenBank genome assembly